GUUUCUGAAACAUUCUUCCGGGAAAAGCGGAAGUAGAAGCUCACAACAUUUUAUUUUGAAAUUUUGAAAACAUGUAACUUUUUGUUUUUUUCAAGUUCAAUCGAAUAAAAAACUGGAACAAUCAACUAUGGGUACCUCUCAAAGUCGCGAGGAUUACAUCUCUGACUCCGAAUAUGAAGGAGAGUCAGAAGAAUCAUCUCAAUACGACGACGCUCAAGAAACUAGCUCUUCUUCACCAAGAGGUACGAAAACUGUCCUAAAUUCUCUUGACGAAGUUGAUGCCAGACUCAAAUCGCUUAAACUGAAAUACCCGAGUCCCCUAAACUCUAAUCUUAAAAACCCUGUUAAGCUUUAUCUCCAUAUCGGUGGCAACACCCCCAAAGCCAAGUGGACCGUCUCUGACAAACUUACUUCUUAUAGUUUUAUUAAGACUAUGAAAUUCCAUGGAGGAAACGCCUCUGAUGAUGAUGAAGAGAUUGAUAGUGGAGAUGGGUUUUGGGUUUUGAAAGUUGGAUCAAAAGUUAGGGCUAAGGUUUCGACAGAAAUGCAAUUGAAAAUUUUUGGAGAUCAAAGGAGAGUUGAUUUUGUUGAUAAAGGUGUCUGGGCGUUGAAGUUUACUAGUGACUUGGAGUAUAGGAAGUUUGUUACUGAGUUUCAAGACUGCUUAUUUGAGAAUGUGUAUGGGCUUAAAGCCACUGAAGAGAAUAAGAGGAAAAUUUAUGGGAAGGAAUUUCUUGGGUGGGUGAUGCCUGAGAAGGCUGAUGAUUCGAUGUGGGAGGAUGCUGAUGAUGGUCUGGGGAAAACACCUGUAUAUGCGACACCUGUGAAGGAACAUCGAGAUGCUCUGGAGGAGUUUGAGGAGUUAGCAAAUGGAGGCGUGCAGAGUUUGGCAUUAGGUGCAUUGGAUAACAGUUUCUUGGUUAAUGAUUUGGGUGUGCAGGUUUAUAGAAAUUUUAAUCAUGGAAUUCAUAAUAAAGGUGCUAGUGUGAGAUUUGACAGUGGAAGUUUGAGAAUUGGUUCAAACUUGACUCCUAAGAAGGCUUUGUUAAUGAGAGGGGAGACAAAUAUGAUGUUAAUGAGUCCACUGAAAGAAGGGAAACCUCAUGCCUCAGCUAUUAAACAGCUUGAUAUAGAGACUGGGAAGAUUGUGACGGAAUGGAAGUUUGAGAAGGAUGGGGCUGACAUAACGAUGAGAGAUAUUACUAAUGAUACAAAAAGUUCACAGUUGGAUCCAUCGGAGUCUACAUUUCUUGGGCUUGAUGAUAAUAGAUUGUGCCAAUGGGAUAUGAGAGACAGGGGUGGAAUUGUGCAGAAUGUUGUGAAGGGUGAUUCACCAGUGUUGCAUUGGACUCAGGGGCAUCAGUUUUCAAGGGGCACAAAUUUUCAAUGCUUUGCAAGUACGGGUGAUGGAUCAAUCGUCAUAGGUUCACUUGAUGGGAAGAUAAGGUUGUACUCCAAAACAUCAAUGAGGCAGGCGAAGACUGCAUUUCCAGGGCUUGGCUCACCCAUUACUCAUGUGGAUGUUACUUAUGAUGGGAAGUGGAUCUUAGGCACCACUGAUACAUAUCUGAUUAUAAUUUGCACUCUAUUUACGGAUAAAGAUGGAAAGACAAAAACUGGUUUUAACGGGCGUAUGGGAAACAAAAUACCAGCUCCAAGAUUGUUGAAGUUGACUCCUUUGGAUUCACAUCUAGCUGGGAAUGAUAACAGGUUUCAUGGUGGUCAUUUCUCUUGGGUUACUGAGAACGGUAAACAAGAACGCCACUUAGUAGCAACAGUGGGCAAAUUCAGUGUGAUAUGGGACUUCCAGCAGGUGAAGAACAGUGCUCAUGAGUGCUACAGGAAUCAGCAAGGUCUUAAGAGCUGCUAUUGCUAUAAGAUUGUGUUGAAAGAUGAAUCAAUUGUGGAAAGUCGGUUCAUGCAUGACAAGUUUGCUGUUAGUGACUCCCCAGAAGCUCCACUGGUGGUGGCAACACCUAUGAAAGUUAGUUCUAUCAGCCUUUCUGGCAAGGGCAAGCGAUGACUUUGAAAACUGUCAUCUUUACAACAGAGCAUUGGCAUUUGUCGUUUAGGAAGUAGGACUGCUUCUGCUGUUUCAUUUCCGCUUGUUUAUGAAGUGCAUUUGAGUUUGUUCAUCCUGCCAGUGUUGGCUUUCUCCCUUCUGCUUGUAUAUUCUGUGAAGUUUUUUCAUUCAUCUUGUUGUAAACACGAUUAAAUGGCAAGGCUUUUCUAAGUAAAUGUGUUUAGUCUGCUGCAUUAUAUGCUUUGCAGAGGCAUGGUUUAAGCUUUGGCAGCCAGCCAGCCAGCCAAUAUAGGAUCCCAAGUGAAUUAUGUACAAGAACUGCCUAAUGUUUGUGCCCCAGAAAGACAAAAUAUCAUUGCUUCUUCUA
Molecule: messenger RNA, 2390 nt
Organism: Mangifera indica (mango)
Lineage: Eukaryota; Viridiplantae; Streptophyta; Magnoliopsida; Sapindales; Anacardiaceae
Product: protein CYPRO4-like
Exons: 2
Coding region: 128-2023 (631 amino acids)
Cellular component (GO): nucleus; cytoplasm
Molecular function (GO): protein binding
Source: RefSeq, a predicted model, not a curated record